Messenger RNA from Procambarus clarkii (red swamp crayfish), 2481 nucleotides. RefSeq lists its product as uncharacterized. Lineage: Eukaryota; Metazoa; Arthropoda; Malacostraca; Decapoda; Cambaridae. The record is from RefSeq and is a predicted model, not a curated record.
CCUGCUUGACCCGUCAGUCUAUCGAACGUUGCUUGAAGAGAUACAUCCCACAAGAUGCUGGUGGUAGUGUUCGCGUUGUCGGGAUUGGCGCUGGCUUCGGCUGGUCUGCCAGCCUACGGGUACGGCCCUCCUCCCUGUUACCCCAAGACCGAAUACGUUACCAAGUACAAUACCAAGCUGGUUGAGGUCCCCUUCUACGAGACCAUCUACAAGCAGGAGUACGUCCCUACCUUCAAAUACAACACCCUAUACAAGACCUUCUACAACACCCUCUACGACACCCAGUUCGUGCCCGAGUACGUCACCACUACCUACUACCAGACCGAGCUCAAGUACGUCACUGACUACAAGACCGAGUUCAAGACCGUCUUCAACACCAACUACGUCACCAAGACCGACUACGUGCCCAAAUACGUCACCCAGACGGCCUACGACACCAUCAUCAAGACCGUCGUCGACUACAACACGUUGUACAAGACUGAGUUCGUGCCCCAGUACGUUACCCAAACGCAACUGCAGUACAAGACUGAGUACAAGCAGAAGUUCGUUCCUGAGUACCACACUGUCAUCAAGACUGUCUUCAAUGAGAAGACUUACUGUCCCAAACCCGUCUACGGCGCCGGACUAGGCUAUUAAAACAUCUUAGAAAGGCAUCUAUCCUCUUGAAUUUCCCGUCCCAGAAGGGUCUUGUCAGGAAACAGUAUGGCUAACACACGACUCGUUCUUCAGGUGUUGUCAGUUCAUAUGUGGCUUAUAGUUGUGUAUCAGUGUUGGAAAUGUUGACACACAGGUGUGUGUGUGUGUGUGUGUGUGUGUGUGUGUGUGUGUGUGUGUGUGUGUGUGUGUGGCGGCCAGAAAAGUCAUUCAUAUUCUCUCUCUCUCUCUCUCUCUGCUCAAUAGACAGUCUAUAACACAUCUAUGGAAUGCCUACUUUUAUCACUUGACCGCAAACUAAUAUAUUAAACAACUAAUCUUGCACAGAGUCCGAACACAGUAGACGGGAUAGUUAACUACUCCUCUCUACCCUUUCUUAUUGAAGCAAGCGUAAACUAAUAACACUACACCUCACUUCAAGUACUUUGCUCAUAGACUUCUGUCUACUGACGGUCUAUUCUGUCCCUGCGGGUGCCUACAUUCACGAGAGACUCUACAAUACGUGGUUCAUACAACCAGGAGACAUUGUAUAGUGGUACUGGCUUAUGGCUUCUGUAGGACCAGCAAAUAUUGCGUCAACUAUCGAUUAUUUGAAUAUAUUUAUUAUUUCAUUUUGAAUAUUAAUAUUAUUAUUUUGAGUUUCCAUUUAUAAUAUCGGGUGGGAAACCUUUUGGAAUUUUGUAUUCAAUAUUGAAAUAUUUGUUAUUUAUAACAAAACGUCAUUAUCAAGUAUUCUUUUUACCGUUAUCUGUUGAAUAGGGAAGCUUCUUCCCCUUAUUUGUCGAUAGAGCUUCGAUAUCGAAGGUAAAUAGAGCUUGAGCCUUACAAGCAUUGGGUCCGCAGUUAAAGACUCCUAGUGCACAGGCGAAUUGAAUUCUUCUAUCCUAUCGUUCUAUCCCAGCUCCUGCUACGCAAACAUCCGUUUCUGUACUGUCCCUUUCAUCGCUCUAUUCUACCGAAGAGGAUAUGGCGAAGAUAUCUUCUUACCGUUCAUGUUGUUGCCACUUUAUCUAUAGCUAUUACAAGAUAUAUCUUUUUAUAUCUAUCUUUCUCAUCACUAACUUUUUUUUGGCUGCUUCUGAGAGCAGCAGUGAAAUAUUUUCAAUAAACAAGCUUCAAACGUUUCGUUAUAUUCACCAGGAGGUAUAUUUAUCUUCUUGGAAUAUACAGUAUAUGAGAGGAGAGCUUACUAUAGCAGUGAGCUAUAUACAGAACUGAAGUCUAUAAUUACCGGUAGUUAGUAAGCGCUUGUGAUUGCUUUAAUCAUCCUGCAGAGAUUAAACAGGCCUCAAGCCCAACAACCAAUUAAAAACCAGCAUUCAACUCCUCAUUUGACUCGCCAAACUAGCCAAUUAACCAUAACUCUCUAACGAUUUUGAAUGACGUUGCCAAAAGCUUAAAUAACAACAGACGUCCAAAUCACCUGUAUCCAGUCUGUAUACAAAGCAACUAUCUAUCUAUCCAUCUAUCCCUCCCCUUCCUUCAAUUCUCACAACCAAAACACCGCCAGCUCUUCCAAUCCACUUCUAUUUUCAUCCUAUGCAAGCUCAACAGGUUCAUAUAGCCUAACUAGCCCAUUGUUCUUCCAAAUAUUGUUUACAAGUGAGUAGGUGACGAGUCAAUUAGACAAGACCCCGCUGAAAGGAAUUUCUUCAGUUGCCAUCUUCAGGAGUAUUGUGUGUUUAUGUCUAUAUAUAUAAUAUUCCUGGAGGUUUUCUAUUUAUUAUUUUUUUUCAUUUUAAAAAUGGAAUGCCAUAGCAUAUAUUUUGAUGGACAAAUGUAGAUUUUCAAAGAUUUAUUUUAUUAAAUCAUACACAGAUAAAAAAA